CGAGCCUCUCUCCUCGUCACACAACCAUCUCCUCCCACCCACAAUGUCGACCGUUCAGACCGUCAACCUGUCCCUCCCCUCCCUGCCUGCCGGCUGGACGGCCGAGAAGGACUUCAAGUCCGUCGGCUCUCUGUCCGCCGCGACCCAGCGGAACCUCGAGCCCGUUGGCCCUCACUUCCUGGCCCACGCUCGCAGAAGCCGCCACUCCCGCACCUUCUCCGAGGAUGAGCGCAUCCAGGCCCAGCAGAACGUGAAGAGCACCGAGGAGGACGAGGAUGAUGACAUCUCCGAGGACGAGGACUCCGUCCUGCUGUCCCGCGAGGCCAAGGACUGGAAGAGCCAAGAUCACUACCAGGUCCUCGGUCUGUCCAAGUACCGCUGGCGCGCGACCCCCGAGCAGAUCAAGCGGGCCCACCGCAAGAAGGUCCUGCGCCACCACCCCGACAAGAAGGCCGCUCUGGGCGACCGCGACGAGAACGACCAGUUCUUCAAGUGCAUCCAGAAGGCCACCGAGGUUCUGUCCGACCCCGUGAAGCGUCGCCAGUUCGACUCCGUCGACGAGGCGGCCGAGGUCGAGCCCCCGACCAAGAAGGAGGCCACCAAGAAGUUCUUCAAGCUCUGGAACCCCGUGUUCGUCGCGGAGGGCCGUUUCUCCAAGAAGCAGCCCGUGCCCCAGCUGGGAGACGACAACAGCACCCAGGAGGAGGUCGAGACCUUCUACAACUUCUGGUACGACUUCGACAGCUGGCGUACGUUCGAGUACCUGGACGAGGAUGUUCCCGAUGACAACGAGAACCGUGACCAGAAGCGUCACAUGGAGAAGAAGAACGCCAACGCCCGCCGCAAGCGCAAGACCGAGGACACCGCCCGUCUGCGCCACCUGGUGGACGACUGCGCCGCCGGCGACGAGCGUAUCAAGAAGUUCCGCAAGGCGGCCCGUGCCGACAAGGACAAGAAGCGUCUCGACCGUGAGGCCGAGGCCAAGCGUCUGCUCGAGGAGAAGGAGAAGGCCCGUCUGGAGGAGGAGCAGCGCAAGAAGGACGCCGAGGAGGCCGCCAAGGCCGACCGCGAGAAGAACAAGAAGGCUAAGGAGGCCGCCAAGAACGCCGCCAAGAAGAACAAGCGUGUGCUCAAGGGCUCCGUCAAGGACGUCAACUACUUCGCCGAUGGUGGCGAGCCGUCCGCCGCCCAGGUCGACUCCGUCCUGGGUGACGUCGACCUGGUCAUCAGCAAGAUUGACGCCGAGGAGCUGGCCGGUCUCGCUGAGCGUCUGACCGCUGCCGGCAAGGACGGUGCUGCCGUCAAGACGGUCUACACCGAGGAGGUCCAGCGUCUGGUUGGUGCUUCCAAGCUGAAGGAGGGUGAGGCCAAGUUCUUCGUUUAAGCUACGGUAUAGACAGGGGUUACGGGGGCUGCCUUGGACACGGUAUAUAGAUCGAUAGACAUUGGCCAAGAUACUGAAGCGAUGCGAUUAUGGAGUCAACUUUUGAACUGCCUGUAAGCGAGUCUCCUCGACAUCGAGUAUCCUCACCAGGCACCGGCACGUGCCACGGACCGCGGAGUGGACCAAUCAGAAGGGCCAAUUGUCUGCCUUCCCGUCCGGGACUAGCGGCCCGCGGGCAGCCAGUCAGGGACGAUCGAGGCACAACGUGCAGCAUCGACG
Molecule: messenger RNA, 1663 nt
Organism: Aspergillus heteromorphus CBS 117.55
Lineage: Eukaryota; Fungi; Ascomycota; Eurotiomycetes; Eurotiales; Aspergillaceae
Product: putative ribosome associated DnaJ chaperone Zuotin
Exons: 3
Coding region: 44-1384 (446 amino acids)
Biological process (GO): 'de novo' cotranslational protein folding; regulation of translational fidelity
Cellular component (GO): cytosol
Molecular function (GO): Hsp70 protein binding; ribosome binding
Source: RefSeq, a predicted model, not a curated record